This is a messenger RNA of Eremomyces bilateralis CBS 781.70, 5212 nucleotides long. RefSeq lists its product as uncharacterized. The coding region runs from base 62 to 5038 and encodes 1658 amino acids. The record is from RefSeq and is a predicted model, not a curated record. Lineage: Eukaryota; Fungi; Ascomycota; Dothideomycetes; Eremomycetales; Eremomycetaceae. The transcript has 8 exons.
CCUUCCUGUCGCCUGCCCCCCCGUCAGCCUUUCAACGGCAAUAGUAGACAACAAUACUGUUAUGGCGAACAGCAAGCUCUCAGACUUUUACUAUGAGCUUUAUGGUCGGUCCUUGGCCGAGCCAAAGAACGAAGAGGAUGUGGUGAAUAUUCUCAGCUGUAUUAGAGUGCAGCAUUGCGUCUUCGACGGCGACGAUGAAACGGAGCUGCAGAAGAUGAAUUCGACCGUCCAGAAAAAGAUGAGAAUGAUUGCGAGCAAUUCUCGCGAAAAUUUGGCUCGAUUCACGAAAGCCAUGUCCAACGAGCUCUAUGACGACCAGUUUCGAUUCUUCUUCGAGCUCAUCCAAAACGCCGACGACGCAACGUACGCCCAGAACGAAGACAUGCCUACGAUGACUUUCACAGUCUUCCCCGAAGAACUCCAUGUCGGUAUUAAUGAGAUCGGAUUUCACUUAACGGACGUCCUGUCUAUCUGUGACACGGGUCAAAGUUCUAAAAAGCUUGACGAGGAAUCAACCGGGGAGAAAGGAUUUGGGUUUAAGGCUGUUUUCGGUGUUGCAGAUCAAGUACAUGUCCAGUCUUGUCUCUGGUCAUUCCGCUUCGAGCACCAGCGCCACCAGGAUGGCCUAGGCAUGAUUACACCUAUAUGGGAACAACGCAAGCCACUACCUCACGGCGUCCAAACUCGGUUUAGACUCAGAUAUUCAAUGUCAGAAGAGGACAGCUUGGAGAAAUUCAGACACAUCUCGACGCAAUUGGUGGCUCUGCAUCCAAGCCUCCUCUUUGCCUUGCGCAAGCUCAGAAAGAUCUCUAUCAACUUGACCGUUGAGGGACUAAGCCGUAUAAUCACCCUCGAAAAGUCAUUAUCUGAAGACAAAAAAAUUACGAGGAUUACUUCCUCCGUGGCAGGCGAGGAACCGGAUCACUUCUAUCUGACUUUCGAAGAGAAAGUCACAGAUAUGCCGAAACAAAUCGAACGCUCCCAGUCUGUGUCCAUCAUCAAGAUCGGAUUUCCAGUAACAGCGCAGGCUAAUGGCUCACCAACAAUUGAGCCGAAUGGCCAAUUUGUUUUUGCUUAUUUACCGGUCAUGCAAAUGGCGCAAUUGCCCUUCCUUAUACAAGCAGACUUCUUGUUGCCCGGAAACCGGCAAAGUGUUAAAAACAACCCGUGGAACAGGAAGUUAAGGGACGAAAUUGCGGCCCUUUUUGCUUCUGCAGUGAAGGAUAUCGUGUCAAAGGACAAUAAACUGUCAUAUGAAUGGCUCGCUUACAUCCCACAACCCAUGAAUGGCUUCUGGCAACCAUUGCAGGACCUCAUCCAUCAGCACUUGUCAACCCAAGAACUAUUCUACUCGCGAGCUGGAACUCUGCAUCAAUCAAGCAUGCUACGAAUUCUACCAAAACAGUUCGAGCAUCAUAAGGAUCCUCUACUGCCAAAAUUGAGUGGGUUGUGGCGAUUUUUAUCGGCCAAGUACAGCAGUUCUCAAAUCUCGACUUUAAAGUCCUUAGGAGUCAAAGGCUUGGCAUACAACGAGGCUUUGGAACUUGUAAACGAUGAUAUAUCAAGCAGCAGCUCGAUCACUCAGAAACAGCCACUGGAAGAUCGGUGGCACAACUCAUUCCUGGCAUUCAUUCAGUAUGCUCUAAGCCACGGCACCAAGAGUAUAUGGAAAGACAAGAUUGACCAGAUGCCCAUAUUGCCCGUUCGUGUAAAAAAUAAGCUGGAAUGGCGGCAACCAGGGCCAAAUGUCUACUUACCAACUGUCGUUGACGAGGGGACCGGGCUCGAGCGAAUUGAAAUUGAAAUGCCGAGGGGCAUCGAUCUUGUCGUUCUACAUCCGGAUGCCGCAAAAGAUUCUUCCCGGCGAGAAGUGUAUCAAUUGCUCGGGGUGCGCAGUUGCCCACCGGAUACUCUCUGCGAUGCUAUAGAGAUGGCCCAGACGACAUCCGAAGACAAGCUCAUCCGCAACUUUCUGAGUUACUUCGAACUACUGUUCUGGUUCUCUCGCGAACUCUCAAUCAAAGCACGGUCCAAUUUGGUUGCAGGCACCUCUGGUGGAACCUUUGCAAACUCCAAUGGAUUGUUUAUGCGUUCCGAUCAACCAUAUCAUGCGGAAUGUCUUCUGAGGCUGGCUGAAAAUUCGGAGUACAACACAUAUUUCUUGGACGAAAAGUACCAAGCAUCCCCAGUCUCGACCAGAUCUCGUGGUGGCAAGACCUGGGAGCAAUGGCUGUGCGACACGGCUGGUGUUAGAUGGUAUCCAACCCUCUCAGAUUCAACGGAUGGAAAUAAGCUGCACUGGAUGAUUGAAACCAUUCGGGACAAAAACUCGGCAGCUUUUGUUCCUAUGAUCCAGCAUCAUUGGGUGCAGGAGUACAGCAACACUUGCCGAUUCAACAGCAAUAUCAAACAAGCGCUCAUAAAGUGCAAGGUGCUUUGCCAACACGGUGGAUUCGAAGAGCUCGGAAAGACUUGGUUUCCCACCCCUCUGAUCGUCAAAACUGCACGGAAAUACGGUGUUGAGAAGAGAUUACCGAUUCUCGCCCUGCCAGAGUCCACAGACGACCACCUAAUAUCGCAAUGGCCUUCUUUGACCGAGUUAGGAGUCGGUUCAGCUCCUGACCUAUCUUUCUACAGGCAAGCUCUUUCCCUGCUCUCUAUUGCAGGAGAACCACCAGCCAUUGGUGUCACAGAGAUGGGCUGGCUAUACAAGGAUAUAGGCGAUCGAGUUACUCUCAAAGACAAGCCAGCUCUCAAGGAUGAAUUUAAAGAAGGGACCCUCGUUUGGGACCCGGCUAGCAGCAAAUGGCGCACUCUCGAUGAAUGUGUUUGGAAAAGUCAUAUUCCAUUAAUGUGUAAGUUUAUCUUGACAUCGAAGUACGACCAAUCUGCGAUUUCUGGCUUGUUCCACAUAUACCUAAAGACCGGCGACGCUACAAUUGAUUGUUUAAUCGACGAGCUCCAGUUCAUAAAGGAUGCUCCAUCAUAUGGAGCUGGCGAGACACUUAUCGAUCGUGCGUUGGCCAUCUAUGCCUUGCUCAAAGAUAUGGCCGACACUACUAAGGGCAAGCAGUCGCUCCGUUCUAUCUUUAAGGAAAAUGCCCUUAUCUACAACAGCAACAGCAACAGCAAUAAAUGGCUGAAAUCCUCUUCUUGCAUCUGGCAUAUGACUAUCGAGAUCGGAAAUCACGUACCGAUUGCCGCCAUGUACCCGAAAUUGAAGGAGUUUUUUGUCAACGUCCUUGGCGUCAGCACUGUCACUGAUGUCUUCAUGAUGAAGCAACUGGCUGCCGUAGCGGCUAAGUCAUUCAAGAACCCUGAUGAGAUCAAAAGACUCAUGUUGUCGGCGUCAGAAUUGCUUGACGUCAGCAGCCAAAGCUCUCAAUUCGGAACAAGCAUAGAGAUCUUGCAGCAGAGCAAAUAUCUGCCUUGCAAAUCACCUUCAGGUCAAGACAUGUUUCGCUCGAUGGAAGAAACUUUCUUCAUCGCGGAUAACAAGUACUAUGCAGAGAAAUUCAGUGGCAAGUUGGUCAUGCUCGACUUCGCAUACGAGCACUUGAUUUUCUUGCACGAACUGUUCAGAAUCCUUCGCCUCGACGACCGCUACCUCGCAAGACAUGUACGUCGUGAGACUUCAGCCGAGACAUCGACCGUGGACAACGCACUCACACGCGAAUUUCGUCAAUGUGCGUAUGCUAUAUCAUGCUGUGCCAUCUCGCACCGAAGCCCUAUGUUUUCAAACCAAAACAAGCAGAUGUACAACGAUCUCGCGACUGCCACUGUCCAUACCUCGGCCGACAUGUCUGUUAAACUCGUGGUCGGAAAAGAUGACACUGCAGUCAAAGUUGAGUGGGAUAAACCAUCACUAAUCAUGAAACGAGAUGAAGCUGGGCUACUUAUCACUCUACCAUUGGCCAGAACGGAGAGAAAGCAAAGCAUGCGCAGCCAGCUUCCCGGAUACCUGUCAGGGCUCUUGCACAUCUAUGAUUCCCGAGGUGAAAGGCAGAUCGACCGAAUCAUCAACGAGCUUGAGUCUGGCACAGAGGAAAUCCUGCUCGAAGAAGAGAUUUCGCGGGUGGAAUGGCUGGCCGAAACAUCUCGUUCGGCACCUGCUUUGGAAUCUAAGACUGAGACACCGCCACAGCCACAAUCCUUGACCAGACGGUCAUCCAACCUCGUCAACGGAAAGACUGAAGGCCCACCAAGACAUGCUCUACCUGAGAUACCCAAUCACGCAGUUGAAGCACCAGACUAUUGGAAAGUCCUGGAGCAUGUACACAAGCAAGCCGAAUCAGCAGGAAGCGACUUCCGGGACGUUUCAAGCCCAGCAACAGACGAUUUCACACGGUAUUUCGCCUCUUUGACCGUUCACAGCACAAGAUUCGACCCUUCUGAUUAUCCAAGCCUCUUUGGUGCCGACUUUUGGCUCAGCAAACGCCGAAUCGGCGCCGCCGGCGAGCUGUUUGUAUACGAACUGCUGCGACAUUUAACAUCCAACACCCUCGACCUUCAACACUGGCAGAGCAGGAUAAGACACUUGGUUCAAGCCCACAACGAGUACAAGUACGUAUCGAUAUGGGACAAGCGCGAGACCGCAGACAUCGUGUACAAAGACCAAAGGAACUUGCUCGGCAGGACUUUGCAGUCGAAGAUCAUCGGCGACGAGUUUCAAGAUUGGUGGCCGGACUCGCUUGCAGAUCUGGGAGAAGACGAGGACCAGGAUUGCCUUGAAUGGUUAUUCGAAGUCAAAACCUCCAUCGGGCCAUGUGAGACGGACUUCAUUAUGAGCCAGGAUCAGUACGAUUUGAUGCGAUCUCUCAGGAAAGUUAAACUUGGACAAAUUCAAAUUCAAACUCAACAAAAUGAGACCACUCCCAGUCCCCCUGACGCUAAUCGAGUCUACUGCAUCGUCCGCGUGUAUAAUCUCCUGAGCGGGCAGAUUGGUGUCAGAUUCUUUAUUGAUCCGUGGCGCUUCCGGGAUAGGCGUUUGAAAUUCGAAGUGACGGAGAAGUGGAAAGUUAGGGCGAUAAGAAUAUGAGGAUAUGAGGCGGCUAGUGCUGAAGUGAUGCGGUACCAUAGUGCUCGGGUCCUUCAUUGUUAAUUAUUCAAGGCGUCGUACGUUGUCAAUGUUGGAAAUAGGAGGUGGAUUCAGCAACGAAUUCCUACUCUAGUAUUGGCCGCUAGAUUGCGCCCCAUUCUACGGUAUUUUCCC